Molecule: messenger RNA, 765 nt
Organism: Saccostrea cuccullata (small rock oyster)
Lineage: Eukaryota; Metazoa; Mollusca; Bivalvia; Ostreida; Ostreidae
Exons: 4
Coding region: 1-765 (254 amino acids)
Cellular component (GO): membrane
Source: RefSeq, a predicted model, not a curated record
AUGGUGAAAACCGUGAAGGAGGAGUUUCAGGUUAAGUGUUUAAAACUCGAUCAUGCCGAGCCAAGGAAUUUUGUCAUUUCUAGAUUGAUGCACAUGUUUUUCUACCCAAUAUGGGCAGGGAUAUGGGCCGUUUUUCAUCUAGUCAAUUUGAUCCUGAUGCCAUACUACAGAAUAGACCUAGCUCCCUACCCCCAGCCCUGGCCGUUUUACCUGUCUAAUUGGGUGUGCCUCAUUCUUGCUGUCCAUGCGGUAUUAGACUUCAUUGUUACAUUGUACGUCUUUCUGAAAAAGCAACCCCUUCUUGUUCCUGAUCCAGCCGGUUUGAUGGACACUCCCUGGUAUCAGCAAUUACUGUGGGUGACGUACAACAUUACAAACGUGACAACUCUGACAAUGACCAUUCUCCUCGGCUCUCUUGUAACUUUCCGUGAUGACGCCCCAAGCAUUAUAAUACAAAUAUUCAGCUCCUUCUACAUCAUUUUUAACAUCUUAAUGGGAGGCAAGGAAACCCGGAUUCUGCAUGUUUACCAACCAAUGAUUUAUAUGUUCCUUUACCUCCUGUUCAAUUCGAUUUACUCGGUAGCUUCCGGUAAAGCGAUUUAUCCAUACAUGGAUUGGGUGAAGACGCCUGCACACGGACUCCUCUGGAUUUUCGGUAUCAUCCUGCUUAUUGUGCCUUUGGUCCACCUUUUUGUUUAUGGCCUUUACAGACUCCGAGAAUGCAUUGCUGACAAAUGUAAGAAAAGUGACGUACCGGCUGUAUAA